Molecule: messenger RNA, 678 nt
Organism: Lactuca virosa
Lineage: Eukaryota; Viridiplantae; Streptophyta; Magnoliopsida; Asterales; Asteraceae
Source: the annotation of a GenBank genome assembly
AUGGCCGAUCAAUCCAUGCAUGUCACCGGCAACCCAGCUCCCUCUGCCACCGGCCACAGAAAUCCCGCCACCGUAUACCCUUAUGAUUCCCCGGCUAUAAAUGCUCCACAAAUUCAAGCCCCACCCGCGUCCAAACUACGCAUACACAAAUUCUUCAUCUUUCUCGGCGUUUCCAUCUUCAUCACCGGCCUCUUAAGCUUGAUAACUUGGCGGAUUUGGCUCUCUUUCAUCGGCUACCCUCAGUUCCAAUUCAUCGUUCGGAACCCUAAUCCAAAAAUUAGUGUUUACUGCGAUCACAUCCGAGUUGCUAUUAUCUACCACUUCUGCUCAAUUUCAGAGACAACUGUGCCACCUUUCUUGCAGGAAACGAAGAAUGAGACUGCAAUUAGAGCAAGAUUUACUUUUUCUGGGAAGAAGGUGCGAUAUUAUUAUGAUGACAUCGGUGGUGGGUUUAUAAAAAUCGAUCUGUGGAUGAUCGUUAGGGUUAAGCCUAGUGUUUAUGGAGCUUCACGGACGAGGUUGAGGGUUUAUUGCCAUGAUUUAACAAUUCUGGUUUCUUCAAAGACUAAUGGUGGAGCUCUGGUUGAUAGUCCGAAGAAAUGUUGGGUGGACAGCGCCGGGGCGUUUGUGAAAAUCAAGCCACCAAAACUUUAUCAUUGCUCGUUUAGACUAUUUUAG